Molecule: messenger RNA, 2428 nt
Organism: Musa acuminata AAA Group (dessert banana)
Lineage: Eukaryota; Viridiplantae; Streptophyta; Magnoliopsida; Zingiberales; Musaceae
Exons: 2
Coding region: 245-1381 (378 amino acids)
Cellular component (GO): cytoplasm
Source: RefSeq, a predicted model, not a curated record
CAUUGCGUUUGAUCGGAGGGUCGUGAUCUAUGUGAAGCCGCAGGGGCCGCCCUCAGGUUUCUCUUUCCGCCCUAACGCCCCUCGCCUCUCCCACCACCGCUCUAUCUGCCUCUCCAGAAGGUUUCGAUCACAUAGAAAUCCCAUCGCGCUUCUCUCUUCUCUUUACCCUUGCCUCGCCGUUUACCCUACAGAUAGAAAAGCUAUUCCAAGGGUUCAAGAAGGGGAUCAUCGAAGGAGACAGGAGAUGCAAGGGGGGGAGGAGGAUGAGGAAGAGGUUCUGCGGUGCCAAAUCAACGAAUGGUACCCCAUGUUCAAGCCUCAUACUAUUCGCACCCUCUUCCACCCCCUCCCCGAUCCCUUCCUCCGCUACCUCCUCGGUCUCAACCCCGUCUCCCCACCUCCCCACGACGACUCCCACAGCGACGACGACGAUGACGCGCCGCCGCCGUUCCUCCUUCCCCGCCCCGCCUCCGGCCGCGACCCCCUUCCUCGCCCCGCCGCCGGCAUCGACCCCACCUCCCUCCUCGACUGCUCCUCCCAGCUCUCCGUAUCCGACGAAGACGAAGCGGAAGCUGACUCCGCCCCGUCGUUUCCCGAGCUCGAGGCGGCGGUCGAGCGGUCCAUUGCCGCCCUGGGCGGCGCCGCCUUCCCCAAGCUGAACUGGAGCGCACCCAAGGACGCCGCCUGGAUCUCUGCCGACGGCACCCUUCGGUGCUCCUCCUUCGCCGACGUCGCCCUCCUCCUCCACUCCUCCGACUCCAUCGCCCACGACCUCUCUUCCCGGCCACUCCCCUCCUCCUCCUCCUCCCCCCCUUUCACCUUUUACCUUGCCCUCCGCAAGUGGUAUCCUUCCUUCCGCCCCGAGAUGGAGUUCCGCUGCUUCGCCCGCCGCCGCUGCCUCAUAGCCAUAUCACAGCGCGAAGUCACCAACUUCUACCCGGCCCUUCUCGACCGCCGCCACCACCACAUCCUGCCCCUCAUCCAGGCCUUCUUCUCCGAGGUCGUGGGUCCCACGUUCGAGUCUGAGAGCUACACCUUCGACGUUUAUGUCACCAGUGACGGGCGGGUGAAGCUUAUCGACUUCAACCCAUGGCGCGCCUUCACAUUACCCCUUCUCUUUACCUGGGAGGAGUUGGAGGAGGAAGCAUUUAAUUCGGAGGAGGAAGAAGUAGACAAAGUGCAGGUAGAAGAAGAAGCAAGAUUGGUGGAGUUUCGGAUUGUCGAAAGCCAAUGUGGGGUGAGGCCAGGGUUGAAGACGGCUGUGCCUUACGACUACUUGGACACAGGGGAAGGAAGUGGGUGGGAUCAGUUCUUGAGGAGAGCCGACGAAGAGCUGAGGAAGCAGGCCAAGACAACUUUGCACCCCAGUGAUGAUGCUUAAAGAAAAACAAAAGAUCUUUCAACUUGAUUUCUUAUGGAUUUCUAACCAGGUCCAACUUACGACAGAAGUCUAUCAAUCGACUGAGGGCUUUGUUCGAGUACAGCACUAGUCAGGAUUUGUGGUUUUAAAAUGACAGGAAGAAAGAAUUCGUCAUUGACAGGAAGGUUAUGCAUCAUCUUCAUCGGAUUCAUUAUGACACAUAGAGGCCUUUCGAACCGGAAUAUACAGAAGAGCAGCAAUCACGCUUUGGUUCACUGGAGAUGUCUCCGGACAGACUAAUUCCUCCUGUUUGCAGUCUGCUGGAAAACAUAGCAAUUCAAACAAGUAAACUUCCUGUAGACUCAAACCCUGAAGGCCGUAAUAGAAGGAAGUGGCAAAGCAUUUUAAUUUCUUUGAUACACAACGCAUCCUAUAGCGAGGAAAUGAAGCUUCGACUAUUUGUACAGGCCAAAAGAAGCAGAGGAGAGAACAUGGAGAGGAUUCGGAAGAGAAAAGAAAGAGACCGAUACUGGAAACACGGACGGCGUUCACGUAGAGAUUGUGGCUAAUUGGUGGUCAUCGGAGCCUUCAUCGCCAAGGGGCUCCUUAUUGGCGAGCGUGGCGUGGGCACCUCCGAGACCCGUCAACCGUCCGCGUCGUAGUACAUGACCCCGGGGAAAUCCAGUAGCUAGCACGUCUCCCCCAUCAGUCUCCGCUGUCUUCCAGCUCGCCAUUGGCGUCCUCGUCCGUGGCCCUCUUCUUCCCGUGGGCGGAAGAAAUGACGCAGUACUGGUGGAAACCAGGGACAUCACCGCGUGGAGUAGCCCGAUCGGCAUGGGCCUGCGUGCUUGUGGAGCUCCUCGAGGACAGUCCGCCGAUCGCUUCCUGUGACGUCUUCCCUCCCUCAUACGUCGUACUUAUAAGCUAGAUGAGCAGGAAGGAAGGUCCGGGGUUCACGUUUCUUGCACUUGUGUCGUUUACAUGGAACCGUGUGUUCAUGAUCAUCAGGGGAUGACGGAUGACCACGAGAGAGAGAGACAAAGAAGACAAGGUCUCCGUCAACAGGUU